Aphanomyces invadans is the source of this 1651-nucleotide messenger RNA. RefSeq lists its product as hypothetical. The coding region runs from base 32 to 1423 and encodes 463 amino acids. Lineage: Eukaryota; Oomycota; Saprolegniomycetes; Saprolegniales; Verrucalvaceae. The transcript is spliced from 9 exons. Gene Ontology annotation, cellular component: cytoplasmic stress granule; nucleus. Gene Ontology annotation, molecular function: RNA binding; ATP binding; RNA helicase activity. The record is from RefSeq and is a predicted model, not a curated record. Gene Ontology annotation, biological process: poly(A)+ mRNA export from nucleus.
UGGGCACAACGCCAUUUUUGAAACAACGGCGAUGAGCUCCCCAGCACUGCCUCUUGUCCCUGCCGUUGAAGAAGAAAAGCCCAGUGCCGCGCCGCCUGCCGCGCCUGCGGAUGCUUUCUCAACAGAGGAAAUCUCGCAUUCGUUGGAUUAUAUCAUGGCAAUGGGACAAGGUCUCGACGCCGACAAAGAGUACACUGCGACCUUGGAUAUUGUCCGAUCGAACCCGAACUCGCACUUGUACUCUGCUGUCAGCUUUGAAGAGCUCAACUUACCGGAAAACCUCCUAAAAGGUGUCUACGCCAUGAAGUUUGCGAAGCCUUCGAAGAUUCAAACUGUUGCGCUCCCCAUGAUCUUGACAGAACCCCCCGAGAACUUGAUUGGACAAGCCCAAAGUGGCAGUGGCAAAACGGCUACAUUUGUCCUCGGCAUGCUGUACCGUGCCACGAAAGACACGACGAAGCGCGUACAGUCGCUGUGUUUGGCGCCGACACGUGAACUAGCUCGUCAAAUUAUGGCUGUCGUGACGGUCAUGGGGUCGUUCUGUGGCAUUGAAACAUUUCUUGCUAUUCCCGGAAACGAAGUCGAAAAGGGCCAGCAUAUUCAUGCCCAAAUUGUGGUCGGGACGCCCGGCCGCGUCGAGUCCCUCGUGAAGAAGCGCACGCUCGACCUGUCCAACCUCAAAAUCUUUGUAUUGGACGAGGCCGAUGUCAUGAUUGACGAAAGCGGUAUGCGUGACCGGUCGCUGGCCAUCAAAAAAAUGAUCAAGAAUCCGGCGUGCCAGAUCUUGCUGUUUUCCGCCACAUACGCCGACGAUGUGCGUGAGUUUGCCGAGAAGAUGGUGCCGAACCACAACACAAUUCUGGUCAAGAAGGAGCGACUGUCGCUCGACGAAAUCAAACAAUUUUGGAUCGAUUGCAAGAGCCAAGCGCACAAGGCAGAGGUCUUGAGCGACCUUUUUGGGCUGCUCAACGUUGGCAAGAGCGUCAUUUUCGUUCAAGCGCGUGAAACUGCCAAGAAGGUGACGGCCCUGAUGCGUGAAAAGGGCCACAAGGUCGGUAUAUUACACGGCGCCGACAUGGCCAAGGAAGUUCGGGACCAAGUGCUCGAUGACUUCCGACUCGGAACGACCAAGGUCCUGAUCACUACCAACGUGCUCGCGCGUGGGAUUGAUGUGCUUGGAGUGUCCCUCGUGAUCAACUACGAUAUCCCUGUGAACCGAGAAGGCCAACCGGAUCCCGAAACGUAUUUGCAUCGCAUCGGGCGCACGGGUCGAUUUGGCCGCAAGGGUGCCGCCAUCAACUUUGUUUGCGACAUCAAGUCGAAGAUGGAUCUCGCGUUCAUUGAAAACUAUUACCAGAAAAAGAUCGAGGAAGCUCCCGUCGACGACUUGGAAGCAUUGGAAAAGAUGUUGGCCUGGACCUAACUUCACCCGCUACGAGCAACAUCGUUUGUCUCUGAUAUUCCAGUGUUUUACUACGGCUGCACUUGCGACGCAUAUUCUUUAACUCUCGCCGAUUGUGGACCUGCUGCGCUAAUAACCCAAGUAUUCUGCACACGUUACGACGCGCGGGACAUCCUUGACACACUGGAAUCACUCGUUCAUGGACUGCGCAUGCAUGGAUGACAUUGUGAAUUAAGCGCGAAAUUUGAA